CUUGAAGGCGCGUGUUAGCGUUAGGAUUUUGAAGUGCUGUUGAGGUUAGGGCUGUGUGAUCGUCACUGGCGUUCUCCAGAGUACCCACCGAUCGCAAAGUCAUGAAGUUUGCAGUAGUCGAAUUCACAGAGGAAAACACAAUAGCUGUUGUUCCCUGCUCAUGGGUGAUGGGGAGGAAGUGCUUUUGGCCCCCUGGCCCCAGCAACAAAGUCCAGUUAGUACAAAAAGCUGUGAAGCCAUCGAAGGGGUGGCAUAUGUACGAUAUCAUCAUUAAAGCAACGUUCAGCAAUUAUCAUAACGCUCGCCGUGCAUUGCCUCGUUUGGAGUACAAGUCUGACGUGGAGAGUGACACAAUGGAAAAGCGUAAGGUGACAAAGCCAACUAGGUUUGAAGCAGGAGAUGUCGUAGUGCCACCCAGCCCUCCAAGCACUUUCCCUGGGCCAUCUUCAGCUACUUACCAGGGACCGGCAGUAGUGGAGUGUGGUGAAGAUAACCCUGAGCAGGAUGAUGUUGAUGAAGUGGAGGCAUCUGCUGUGCAGUGCACUCGGCGUCUGUCGCUACUUUUUCUUCUCACAGGCCGCUCGCAACUCGCGGACCACUGGCAAUCGAAAGCGCAGUGUUUGUGCAACCAUGCAGUCAAGUGUCAAGAAGACCUGCCACUCCAGUAGAUCUUGAAGCAGUGUUUGUGCAACCAUGCAGUCAGGUGUCAAGAAGACCUGCCACUCCAGUAGAUCUUGAAGCAGUGUUCGUGCAACCAUGCAGUCAGGUGUCAAGAAGACCUGCCACUCCAGUAGAUUUUGAAGCAGCCGAGCCUAAUUUUCAAACUGGAGCAAGGAGCGACCAGCCACAUAAAAGAAAGUUGAUGCGUCAAGAAG
Dermacentor silvarum is the source of this 875-nucleotide messenger RNA. RefSeq lists its product as uncharacterized. NCBI's taxonomy places the organism in Eukaryota, Metazoa, Arthropoda, Arachnida, Ixodida, Ixodidae. The record is from RefSeq and is a predicted model, not a curated record. Bases 102 to 668 code for a protein of 188 amino acids. The transcript has 11 exons.